AGCGAUGACGAUUGUUGUUGAUGAUUUAAGGUCGCUGGCACCGAUGUCUCGGAUGCUGCACAAAUCACACGGUCUCUCACGCCCACACGUCACAGAUACAGCGAUACAAACCGCCUGCAGUUGCGCGCGAAUAGAAAGUUGUGAUUCAGUCGCAUUUAUUCUUGCAAAAAUACGUACUUUAAUGCUACUGUGUUUUGUUCAUCGGUCGUUCUCUCUGCCGCUAUUCCAAAGUUGGCUGUGAAAAGAAACGUUUAUAACAAAGACGGUAAAAGUUCGAGCAUCAUUUAGGUUGUGUUUUAAUCUCCAAAUUGUUUUCAUCACCUUGAUUCCUCGAUGGAGUCGUAUUGAGCUGGAACUCUUCCUUCUUGGGUCUGUAGGCGAGGGACACCCUGGAAAGGUCCCCACAUUGACAGGCACCUUUGUGCAUUGUGAUGCAUUAAUAAACCUCUCUGAGCGCUUGGAAUGUGAGAGGAAACCAGAGUGCCAAGAAUCCAUGCACUAUUUUGUUUAUUUAAAACCUGACCUGACUUAUUAUAUUAUUAAAAUGCAGAGCAACAGACCUGUAGCUCAUUUUUGUCACACAAAGUACAAUUCAACUCCACAUUUUUUUCUGUUCAGAUUAUUGGUUAGUAAUAUAGCAAAGUAUAUCAGAGGUCAGAUUUACUAAGGAGCCACAAUAUUUGCCAAUAACCUUAAAAUAUGUUAUUUAUAUGUUACAGUUUCUUAGAUUUAUAUCAAAUUAUUCUUAAUAUAAACUAUAAAGUAGAACUAUGGAUUUAAGUGGUGCAUUUUGAUUACAGAACUAAGCUGUGUAAAUAUUUUUUUCAAUAUUGCAUUUCUAAAAUUCAGUUAAAAUGCGCGAUACUCAUUAAUAGAAUCGUAUUUUAUUGAUUUAAACAUUUCAGUGUACAGCCAAGGGAAGAAAAACAGAGCCAGAAAAUGGGGAAGGGAAAAUAAUGUCCUGAAAAAUAACUUAUCUGUCAUACUCCAAUUCUAUAAAUAAACAGUGAUAAUAUUAAUUUAAUAAUUUGUAUUUUCUCAUACAAGGGUAAAAUAAUAGGACAUGAUACCCAUCAAUUGAGUGAUUCUAAAACAAGAAUUUAUGACUGAGCAUGGAUUUGGGAAAAGAAAAAUAAAGGUUGGUUCCUACGCACCAGUCACACCUAAGAUUAUGAUCCUUGCCUUUUGAGGGAUGUAAUAAUAAUAAUCACAGUGUUUCUUAAUAGAAGCGUUAACACGGGGUCCUCACAACAAUAGGUGGAAGUCAGGUCUGGGAUGGGGUGUGGUCUGGACACAAUGGUCCACUGUUAUCAUGUAACCAUGACGACCCAAACAUCAUGAAGAAUGUGACGUGGAUGCGACACUAAUAUCUGCUUUCAUAGUUCCAGAAUGUGUCGUUUUGUUGAAGUUGUAAUGUGACGAUUAAUUGGAAAUAGUGUGUCUGCUAAAAUCCUGCUAUUAUAAAUAUUGUCCUGUCAUGGUAAUGUAAGGCAGAAAAAUGUCUCACUGCUCGUGUUUGUUUAGAAAAGUAUCCUUAGAAAUGUGUGUUACUGUGUCGUUGCACGCUUGUGACAUAAACAGGGUGAACAGACGUGACCACAUUCUUAAAAGAUGUUUUGGGACAAACAGAAGUCUACUUUCUACAUUAGUAGGAAAAACAUAAAAGUGAUAAAUAAACAAGUUUGCUCGGACAAAAAUGAACAAGCUUGUUUUUGCGGUUACUGUUGCAAGAGAAAGCAAAUGUAUUUAUUUGGAAACAUAAGAAAUGUGUUGGUGCGUUAAGGUUUUGGAAAUAUUUUUGAGUCACUGUUAUUGCAGUUGUCACACAGAGAUGGUGACGUGAACAUUUAUGUCGCUUGUUUGUUGUUUGCUAGCGAGGUUCAAUCUUGCACCGCGUUCGACUUUGUGAACAACUGCUCAACAUUUGACUGUCCCUUUUAAUGAUAUGAUAUUCAUAUUUGCAGCUUGACUAAGAGGGCGCGAAUGUAACUGAAAUGUUUUCAAGUUGUUACUGUGCUUCCUUUUGCAACUCGCAAGGCUAAAGCAAUCGGAGGCAGAGCCUCGCAGUGAAGUGAGUUGAGGGUCAUUCCGCAGUGAUUCACUUGAGGGAGUUUGGUUGUAAAAGGGAGCGGAGUCACGGCGGAGGCGUUGACGGAGGUCAGCGCGUCUUAAACCUGCUAAUCCGGCUGCUGCCCUCAAUCUGAGUCUGUCUGCACCGGAGCGUCACUCCUCUCCUCUGCUCCUCCCGAGACACGUGAAGGUUCGACCGCGACUUCUCUCAUGGAGACGGACUAGAACUCGGCGUUUGUGUCUCUCAGAGUCGGUCUCGUUCUGCUGCGAUGAGCGCCGACGAGAGCUCGGACACUGACUCCCACAAGCUGGAGUCGGUGAUCCAGAAGGUGGAGGAGAGUGCUCUGUCUGAGGAGAAGAAGCUGACAGUCCGAGGUCCUUCACCGGAUGGCCCCCCUACAAGCCUGCCAGCUCGGGUCCGGGAGAUAGUCACUAAGAAUCUCAGCCAAAGCUUGUGUCGCUCUGCAGCCGGACCGAUGUCUUCGGUCAUGUCCCUCCAAGAGGAGAACCGUCUGCUGCAUGGAGAGCUGGCCAAACUGGAGGACCUGCUGGCCCACAGCAGAGCAGACCGCGACCAGCUCGCCAUCAAGUACAGCGCCAUAAGUGAACGACUGGAGCAGACACUGUGCUUUGAUAUGGGAGAAGGGGACCAGGACUCAGCCGAGUCACGUGGUCUCACUGAACAAAACUUAAAUCUUCGCCGCCGACUUGACGAGGAGCAGGCCACCUACAAACGGAAACUCACAGCUUAUCAGGAGGGCCAGCAGAGACAAGCUCUCCUUGUCCAGAAGUUGCAAGCCAAGGUAAUUCAGUACAAAAACAAGUGCGGUGACCUGGAGAAGAUGCUGCAGAAGUCGGAGAAUACUGAGGUACACAAGCAGAGCGAUCAGGGUGAUGGAACACAACAGAGUGAAUCGACUAUGAAAAACUCUCUGGAAGAUGCUGUGAUCCGCCUGGAGGAAGAGCAGCAAAGGAGCAGCAGUCUCUCUGCGGUGAACGCAAUGCUGAGGGAACAGUUGGAGCAGGCGGGUUUGGCCAACGAGGCCCUGAGCCAGGACAUCCGCAGGCUCACUGCUGACUGGACCAAAGCCAGGGAGGAGCUGGAGCAGAAGGAGUCCGAUUGGAGGAAAGAAGAAGAGUCUUUUAACAGUUACUUCAGCAGCGAGCACGGUCGACUCCUCGCCCUGUGGAGGCAGGUGGUCGGUUUUCGGAGGCAUGUCUGCGAGCUGAAGAGCGCCACCGAGAGGGACUUGUCAGAUAUGCGAAAUGAACUGGCUCGGACGUCCCACUCGGCUCAGCUCUCCUGUGCAGGUCUGUGCGCUUCGCUGCACAGCAGGGAAGGUGGAGCGGCUCUGGAGAGGGAGAGAGAGAAAUCUCUGCGGGUUCAAAUGGAGCAACAGUUGAGAGAGCGAGUCACGGAGAUGAUGAAUCUGCAGACCAGAACUGAUGCUGAGAGGAGCGAGCUGAACGUCAGGUUGUCUGAUUCUGUGCGAGAGGUGGAGCGACUAAAGGGCAGAGUUGAGGAGAGAGACAGAGAGAUUAUCCUGCUGACAAGACGGCUUGAGGAGCAGAGUGGCAAUGAUGAGAGCGACCUGCAGCUGAUGAGAUCUCACUCGGAGCUGCUGCUGGACACGCUGCGGGACAUCGCUCAGACACUUGUAUCGGACGGUGAGUCUUCUUCAGAGGCGGACCAGGACACCUCCGCGGCUCCUCUCAUGCUCUUGCUCCGUGGCUCCUCCCCACGUCGCUCAUCCCCCCAGAGGAGGGCGUCGGCGUCCCUACCUGCUCUCCCGGAGACGGCGCUGUCAGCUGUGCGCUCAGCAGUGGCGAACAAGACGCUGCAGCUGCAGGAUGUUCGGGGUCGACUGCUCUCCACCCAGUCUACAUUACAACAGCUAAGAAAACAGCUCACCGAGAUGGAGUCACUCAAAAGGGAGGCAGAACAACAAAGUCAGUCACUGCAGAGAGAGCGAGAUGUUGCUCAGAGAGAGCGGGAAACUCUUCUGAGGGAGAGGGAUCGAGUGAAGCAGGACAGAGACUCCUUUGCCAGCGAGAAGAUGAACUUGGAGAAGAACUUGCAGGCGACUCAGAGCACCUAUCAGAUCUUACAGAUGGACUGUGAGAAGCUUCAGUCAGUCGUGAAGACCGCUCAGAGAGAGCGAGAUCACGAGAAGGAGGAGAAGGAGGCCGUCGUUCACGAACGGGAUCGCGCCAGAGCAGAGACACAGAGGAUUCAGAAACAGUUGGAGCAAAGCGAGAACCGCGUUUCUCUUCAGCGCGGUGAACUGUCUUCAAUGAGGGAGAGUCACCAGCAGGUGGAGGAGGAGAGACAGCUGCUGGAGAAGGAGAAGACCCAACUGUCUGAGUCACUCACCAGGGCUGAGAGCAGGAACUCGGAGCUCUCCCUGCUGGUGACCAAGCUGCAGUCUGAGGAGGCAGCUCUCAGAGACUCUCUGGCCAAGAUGGGUGGCAUGAACGAGAGCCUGGCUCAGGACAAGGUUGACCUGAACACCUACAUCCUCCAGCUGGAGGACGAGAGGAGUCUGCUGCGGACGCAGAGACGGGAGGCGGAGCAGGAAAAGCUGACCAUCCGAGACGAGCUGGUCCGACUGGAGCAGGACCGGAUGGAGCUGGAAUCUGCCCGCAUCGCUCUGCACCAAUCACUGCAGGACGCUGAGCUGACGCGGGCCGGGAUGGAGGCGGAGCUCCAGAUGCUACGAUCGGAACGACUUAAACUGCAAGAGCGAGUGACUCAGCUCUGCAGCGAGGUGACCUCCCUAGGUUCAGAAGUAAGUUUUGCGAGAGGAGAAGGACAGCGCAAUGAAAUGGCUCUGGAGGAGGCGGGGCGGGGCCAGGCAGAACUUGCCCGAGCCAAAGCAGCUCUGGUGGUUCAGCUGACCGCGUCCGAGAGGGAAAACGCCGUACUCUCUGAAGAGCUUUCCGCCUUCAGGUCGGAGCGUGAGUCCCUCGAAACCAGUCUGUUUGAGGUGCAGCAGCAGCUUGUCCUGGUGGAAUCCCGACGAGAGCAACUGGAAAAUGAGAACCAGAACCUACGGCUCCGCUGUGAGACUGCCACCGCUGAAGUGAAGCGCGCCCGCUCGGACACCGAGCACUUGUUGGCUCAGACUGAGAAAGAGAAACAAGCUCUGACUCAGACUCUCAAUGCGGCACAGCUGGAGAUCCGACAGGCUUUAGACAAGGUCAAAUCAGAACACCAGGAGGAGGUGGAGAAGCUGAUCUCAGAGAAGGAGGCCCUGCGGCAAGACCUGCUGUCGGCUCAUGACUCUGAGCUGAGGACGAUGAGACUGGAGAUGGAGGAGCACCUUCAGAGGGCACAGAGGGACAGAGAGGAGCUGCAGAGUGAACUGAGGACCCUGACCCACAACAGAGAUCAGUGUCUGCUGCAGGCAGAGACGGAGAAACAACAGGCUCUGUCUCUGAAGGAGGCUGAAAAGGCUGCGCUGUCGGACCGAGUGUCUGCUCUGCAGGCUGAACUGGCCACGGUGACCUUGGAGGCAGAGCGGAUUUCCAGGGAGGCUGCUCUUUCUAAAAACCAAGAAGAGAUCAGGGUGGAGUCUGUGAGCCGUGAGCUGCUGGAGCUUCGCUCCCAACUGCAGGACACCAACGCGCUCUAUGAACGGGAGCUCCAGAGUCUGAGAGAGACCUGUGCUGAUCUGCAGACUCGAGCUGAUGUUUCCCAGAAAGAGCUGGAUCAGUGCAGAGCUUCUCUCUCGGCCAGCGAGGCGAGUCGGGAUCAUCUGCGGCGAGAGAUGAUGGACGUGGAGCACCGACUGGCCCAAACCGAGGACACGGCUGAGACCCGCAGACGGGAGACAUCAGAUCUGCGGCGCAGCGUGAAUGACACCUCCAAGGAGAGAGACGCUCUCAGCCAGUCCAACAGUCAGCUGAGAGAAGCUCUGCGCGGUGCGGAGUCUGAGAGAAUCAGUUUGAGGCGACAAUGUGAGGAGAAGGAGCAGAAGCUCACUGUCCUGGAGGAGAAUUUGUCCUCUUCUCAGAAGGAGGUGACGGAGCUGCGCAGCUGCCUGAGGGAGGUGGAGAGGUCACGACUGGAAGCUCGGCGCGAGCUGCAGGAGCUUCGCCGGCAGCUGAAGGUCUUGGAUGGAGAGAAGGAGCAGAAAAGGAGGGAGGUGGCAGAGCUGGAGACUCGAAUGUCACUGGAGGAGCAGAGAGAGGAGGAGAGAGGCAAGGAAAUGUACAACCUCAAACAGAAGUUAAAAGAAGCUGAAGCAGCUCGGGAUUCGUUGAAGAAGGAGUUGUCACACACCCAAAAGCGCCUGCUGGAGUCUGAGUCGUGCUGGAGAAGCUGUGAGAGAGAGCUGACCGCUCAGCUCCAGGAGGCCCGAGGGUGCGAGAAGAAGCUGCAAGACGAAGCCAAGAACCUGGCACUGCGAGCGCAAACGGCCCAGGACUCUGCUGGUCACUCAAGCCUGCAGCUGAGUGAAGCCCAGGGACGUCUGGCCGCCACAGAAGCUGAGCUGACUCGAGCCGAGGCUGCCAAGAGGGAUCUGGAGUUUCGUCUGAGCAGCCUGCAGUCGGCUCUCACCCGGACUCUGGGCAUUGGUGCCGGAGGAAGAGGUGUCAGGGGGCGGAGCCCUGGUGGAAGCCCGUCAUCGCCAGUCAACAUGUCCCGCCAUCACAGCGUCUCUCCACUGCGCUCCUCUCUGUCACCACCUAAAGAAUUCCGUGUGAGCACACCUGAGAACACUUUAGGGUCUGCUGGAGCGUCGCCAGAUCGCGGGGAGACUCCAGUGGGGCUCACUCAGUCGGACCUGGAGCCUGAAACUCUGCGGAGCGGUCUGAGAGACUUCCUCCAGGAGCUCCGGGACGCACAGCGAGAGCGGGACGGUGCUCUGUGCCAGCUCAGCGCUCUGCAGCGAGAGAUGGAGGAGCUGAGAGCUGACAAAGAAUCUGCCCAGAAUCGACUUUCUCAUCUUCAAAAAACAGUGCAGGAUCACCAAGAAGCCAAGCGUGGGCUGGAUGAGCGUCUGACAAGCACGCAGAUUCUCCUGCAUCAGCAAGAGGAGGCCGUGAGGCGAGCGGACCGGGAGCGGAGAACGCUGAGUGACCGAGUCAAGGAUCUGGAGCGAAUGCUGCAGUCCACCGAGAUGGAUAAAAAACAAACUCAGGAUCUGCUCAACAAACAACGGGCAGCUGAAGCUCGUCUGGAAACAGAGAGGAGGAGACUUCGGGAGGCGCUCGAGGCUGCCGAAACUCGAGCCACAAGAGUGGAGCUGGGCCGGCGCAGUCUGGAGGGCGAGCUGCAGAGACUCAGACUGAGUGUGGGAGACCGGGAGGCGGAGAGCCAGGCGUCCCAUGAUCGGCAAGACUCCCUGCUCAAACAGGCGGCAGAAGGGGAAGCCAGGGCGUCACAGCUGCAGCGGGAGGUGGACCGUCUGAGCCAGGCUCUGCUCAAAGCUCAGGAGAGCGAGUCACUACUGAAGGAGAAGAUAAGCUCUCUCAGUCAGAACCUCCAGGAGGUGAAACUGGCGUACGGCAGCGCUCAGAGUCGCCUGGCUGUGCUGCAUAAGUCACUGAGCGCCACUGAACAAGACAGACGCCACCUAGAGGAAAGCGUGGAGGAAACCAGAGCGUCAUCUGCUGAGGCCAAGAGAAGCGUGGCAGCCCUCACUGAGCGUGUGCAGACUCUGCAGAGUGAGCUGCACCAGAGUGAACUGAGACGGGAAGAGCUGGAGGCAGAAUCCACCAACCAUCAGGAGGUGCUGCGGCAGCGCACGGCCAGUCUAGCUGAGGUUCAGAGAAGCCUCCAGUCUGUGCAGCAGGAGCGGGCGGCCGCCGAGGAGCGUCUGCGUGCGCUGCAGAGGGCCGUGGCCAUGCUGGAGACGGAGAAGAAAGAUGCAGAGCGACAGGCGCUCAGGCUGGAGAAGGACAAAAAUGCCCUGAGGAACACGCUGGACAAGGUGGAGCGUCAGAAGCUGAAGAGCGAAGAGGGCAGCAUGCGUCUGUCAGCAGAGAGAAGCCGUUUGGACCGCUCUCUGAACACGGCUGAGCAGGAGCUGCAGGAGGCCCAGCAGCAGAUCCUCAUGCUCCAGACCCAGCUGGCCGACCUGGAGCAGUCCCAGAAUGUAUGUGAGAAUCUGGCGAGGCAGCGAGACGAGGCUCAGAAAGAGGCUGACAAGCUGAGGAGCGGCUUCAGGGAGGUGGAGAGAACUCUGGGAGUGAGGGAGAGAACUCACCGGAACCGCAUCAAAGGUCUGGAGGAGCAGCUGUCGUUUCCAGGUUUCCACACUGAAGGAGCAGCUGCAGCAGGAGAUGAAGCGACGUCAGGCGUCUCUAGUGUCGACACAGAAGUCCUGACUUCUCAACCUCAGUGUUUGAUGGCUACACAGAACCAGAACCUCCACCUCUGACAAUGGUGAAAAAGGCAGCUCUGGCAGAAAUGCUGGUUGAUUUAAUGACCAAAACUUUGUUGGUUUAACAGACACUGAAUUUUAGACCGUUAAAAAAACACAUUUUUUAGUCGUAAAACAACAUAGAGAUUUAAUGUUCUACUAAUGUUCUACAACCGUCUGGGGAAAACAAGUGCUUUUCUGCACAGAUUAAACCGACAUUUUACAGGAACCAAACUCGUCUUUUUGUUUUCCUGAUGUGCACAAAACUAUCUCUGAAUUUCCUUGUUAAUUUUUAUUAACACACUAAACACUGAAAUAACAGUAAAAAAAUUGGCAGUCUCAUUAAAUUAACAGACUAAUAAUCCAUUUCAAUCGAUUAAAAGUAUGUGUGUAUAUAUAUGUGUGUGUGUAUAUAGGAUAUAUAUAGGAAUGAGAGCCGAACAUUUGUAAUCAUAAAAAAGUUUAUUGCUUAUCUGAGUCUUUAUAGUGACAGUGAAACAAAGCAGUAGUACACAAUCGCCUUCUCAAGGUUCUUCUGCCACUGAGACACCAACAUUUGGACUGAUGUGGCGUUUGUCUGCUUUCUGUGGAAGUGUGACGUCAGUGCACUGAAGAAUCACUGCUUUACACAAAUACAGUAAAAUACCAACGAACAGGAAGCAGGUUAAUAAAGUCUGGCAUCAUCUCUGAAAGUAGAUUCUUUAGCACCAGUGGGAGGCUUGGUAGCACCAGUGAUCCGUACAAUCAUCAAUGUUCUUUGGAGCUUUUAACUAUCAAUACACGCGGAAGCUUAGGGAGACUCGUACACGAGGAGGCUACGAGGAGAAGUGGCGGAUGGGUGAAGUGUCUCGGAUCAGCAGCCUCCGCAGCUCUUCCCGCAGCUGCCGCCCAGCGAUGCACACUGACCACUCACGGCUGCCACGCCACAGCGGGAGAACUGGUCACGACAGAGGUCAGCUGACACAGGGGGAAAAAAGAGGCAGGUGAGAGUUGGAACGUAAACAUGGAAGGGGAGAAGGUGACUGACCUCUGAGCAGCUCUUCGUGCGCACACACAGUCCUCACACACACCUCCUUGUUGAUGACGUACAUCCGUCUCAAACUGGAGAAGAAACACAGCGAUUGGAGGCAAAGUCACCGGUGUGUUGGGAAGGACGACACGGACGGGCCGGUUCAGAUGCACAUGCAGCUCCCUCGUGAUGUGUUCAUGAGGCUUCAUGAAACGGUGAGCGUCAUUGUCAGAGCUCAGUGGGGGGCGCUCUUGGUUUCAACAUGAUGAGGUGGUGAGGUUCCAUUGAAAUGAUUGUGCUACAGCUCCCACUGAAUCCAGGCGAAGACUUCCGUGCCUGGCUCGUAUGCUCUGUCACGUCUUCAGUGAAAAGCAGCCUGCCGGUCUGAGCUGUGCCAAACGCAAAACAACCCACGCGAAGCCACAAUGGCUGCAGUCUGUGGGUCGCCAGCUCGCUAAUCACCCUCAGAUGAGCUCACGUCAUGCAGAUGUGUCGCAAACACGUUCAGAACCAAAGAUUCCUGCUUAGAGUGACUCACACUGGCCGACGGGAACGUCCUGGUGUGAACCAAACCAAUUCAACUGACAGUGAAUUAAUAGCAGGAGGGAAUCUACCAGCACAGAUACAAGUCCUGCCGCCCCCCGCAUGAGUCCUCUGCACCUGUUCCUUGAUGUGGCUGAAAAACUCUCGAACAAUUGAGGAUAUGACAAAAACUAAAAUGAAGAAACCGUGAGAAUCCUGAGGCUUUUGUCCACGGCCG
Messenger RNA from Synchiropus splendidus (mandarinfish), 10210 nucleotides. Its product is annotated as rootletin-like. Lineage: Eukaryota; Metazoa; Chordata; Actinopteri; Syngnathiformes; Callionymidae. The record is from RefSeq and is a predicted model, not a curated record. The transcript has 37 exons. The coding region runs from base 2340 to 8459 and encodes 2039 amino acids.